This is a messenger RNA of Serendipita indica DSM 11827, 1032 nucleotides long. NCBI's taxonomy places the organism in Eukaryota, Fungi, Basidiomycota, Agaricomycetes, Sebacinales, Serendipitaceae. The record is from the annotation of a GenBank genome assembly.
AUGCAGCACCAGAAAGCAAAGCACUUCAAGUGUGGUCACUGUCCUCGCAAAUUGAACACGGCUGGAGGUCUCGCAGUGCACAUCCAACAGGUCCACAAGCUUGACCCAGAACCGAUCGAAAAUGCGCUUCAAGGACGAAAUGGCUACGACAUUGAAAUCUUUGGAAUGGAAGGUAUCCCCGCAGCAGACGUCGCAGCGUACAAGCGGAAAAAGGAGCUCGAGCUAGGACUCCCUGUCGGAUACUUUGGUAACAAGGCCGGAGAACAAAAUAAGCCGACCACGAAGCGCAACUACGAGAACCGCGUGUACACAUUUGAAGAACUUCGCGGGAUGCUCGAAACGCAUCGACAACUGAUGGGACGAGAAGACGACAAAAUGGACACGACGGCAGAUGCUUCUGGGCCUGUAUUACACGCUGCGCCACAGACCUAUGUCCUCCCGACGGGUCUUCCAGGUCUGCCUCCUCCAAUUCCUCCCGUGGGCGUCCCCGGUAUACCACCGCUCUCUAUGACAGGUCCACCGGGUGUACCACCAGUUCCCGUUCUCCCCUUUCCUCCGCCACUUCCAGGCAUGCCACCGUUCCCUCCUGGCGCAGCACCUCCCGGAAUGCCACCAUUCCCGCCUGCUCCUGGAAUGAUGCCCCCACCUGGUUUCGCAGGUCUUCCACCACCAGAGGCGCUCGGAGGCCCACCACCAGGAGGCCCCUCGAUUACUCCUGCACCACCUAGGAAGGAUCCUGGUCCGUGGUUGAGCAAGCCACCGUCGAACACGACGCCUCAAUCUGUACCAAGCUCCCCAAUGAAACGAAUGGUGCUCGCGUCAAAGACACCAAGCGGACCAUUUGAUCCCGUCGCGGCAGGGCUCAAGGAAAAUACUGUGCUACAAUGGACGGAUAUGGACUUUAGUCCAUUGGAAAGGCGUGCAGAGGAUCCAAAGUACAGUCAAUUCGACGCCUCGGAGGACAUCGAGAUGAACGAGGCAGGUGGAAGAAGUGCCAGAUCACGAGCAAAAGCCCGCGACUUUUUAGACUGA